Molecule: messenger RNA, 1165 nt
Organism: Rubroshorea leprosula
Lineage: Eukaryota; Viridiplantae; Streptophyta; Magnoliopsida; Malvales; Dipterocarpaceae
Source: the annotation of a GenBank genome assembly
ACGGAACUCUCGGAAACAACCUUCCUUCACCCAAGAAAGUAGCUUAGCUCCUCCAAUCCACCUUACUUGAUAAGGUCAAAAUCUAUGACACCAAUCCGGAAAUCCUCGAAGCCUUCUGCAACACCGCCAUUGAUCUUGGGUUAGUUUUCACAUGGUAGCCGUAGAAGACCAGCAUGUUGCAAACUUCAGCGCCGAUGUUUCCGUCGUCGACGAAUGGCUUGCCACCCGUGGCGUCCCCUUCAUUCCCGCCACCUCCACUAUUGCCGUCGAUUUAGAAUAUGCUUUGCUCGGAAAUGCCACCAGCAUCCAUGACCCAAAAGGGUACAUCUACAACAACGUGCUGGAUGCUCAAAUUGAAGCAAUUAGAUCGACAAUGAACGCUAUGAAGUUUGGUAAUCAGACGAUCGAGAUCACAGUUUCGGAGUCUGGGUGGCCGUCAAAAGGGGCUCCUGGUGACGCCGCCGCCCCGCCGGACAAUGCAAAGAAAUAUAAAACUCGAGGCUGGAAGUGGCUAUGUUUUCCGGUCUCUUGCGUGACAUAUGCUACAAACGCCAAAGGAACUUCAUUUUCUGAGGUCGUGGCUGCUCAGCUUACUCCUAAGGUCGUGGCUGCUCAGCUUACUCCUAAGACAGUAGCAUCAACUCCUAUCAGGAGAGAAACUGUUGCCAAAUUGAAGGUUGCAAUCAAUGGAUUUGGACGCAUUGGCAGGAACUUCCUUCGGUGCUGGCAUGGCCUGAAAGACUCACCCCUUGAUGUGGUUGUUGUCAAUGACAGCGGUGGUGUCAAGAAUGCUUCACCUUUGUUGAAAUUCGAUUCAAUGCUUGGAACUUUCAAACCAGAAGUCAAAUUUGUGGAUUAUACCACCAUUAGUGUUGAUGGCAAGCCAAUCAAGGUUGUCUCUAACAGGGACCCUCUCAAGUUUCCAUGGGCUGAUCUUGGCAUUGACAUUGUCAUUGCGGGAAGAGGAGUUUUUGUGGAUGGCCGUGGAGCUGGGAAGCAUAUUCAAGCUGGUGCUAAGAAAGUUACAUCACUGCUCCAGCAAAAGGCACAGACAUUCCAACUUAUGCUGUUGGAGUCAACGAAGGUGACUACUCUCACGAGGUCUCAAAUAUCAUAGGGCUAGUACCUCCGAAGAGAUGAUUGCUCAUAAAGCAGUUUGAAAAUU